Messenger RNA from Aphanomyces astaci, 318 nucleotides. RefSeq lists its product as hypothetical. The record is from RefSeq and is a predicted model, not a curated record. Gene Ontology annotation, cellular component: mitochondrial inner membrane. Gene Ontology annotation, biological process: protein insertion into mitochondrial inner membrane. The transcript has a single exon. Bases 1 to 318 code for a protein of 105 amino acids. NCBI's taxonomy places the organism in Eukaryota, Oomycota, Saprolegniomycetes, Saprolegniales, Verrucalvaceae.
AUGUUCCCUGGGUUCCAGCCAACGCGCGCCGCGGCCACAGAACCGACAGCGGAACAGAAGCGGGUGAUGGAAGCUGUCAAGCAAGAAGCGGACACACUCAUGCACAUGCAGGACAAGAUGCGUCAAAUAUGCUUUGACAAGUGCGUCCACCGGUUUCGCGAAGGCGAUUUGGAUAUGGGCGAGUCCACUUGCGACGACAGGUGUGUGGGCAAAUACCUGCAAGCGUACUACAAAUUGAAUCAAUACUUGCCUGUGCUGCAAGAGAAACUUGCGCGGGAAGCGCCGCCCACCAAGCCAAGCGACCUGUUUGAAUAUUAG